AUGGCUGCUGAAGAGUUAAGUGUAGAAGAUAUCGGGAAGAUAAUGGUUGCCCUAGAAGAGAUCAAUAAUAAAAUGGAAGAAAUGGUGGCCAGUGUGAAGAAAUAUAACAAAGAAAUGAACAGCGAAGAGAAGAACAACGAAGAAAAGGACAACGAAGAAAAGGACAACGAAGAAAAGAACAACGAUGAGAAGAACAACGAAGAGAAGAACAACGAUGAGAAGAACAACGAUGAGAAGAACAACGAUGAGAAGAACAACGAUGAGAAGAACAACGAUGAGAAGAAAAGUGAUGAGAAGAACAGUGAUGAGAAGAACAGUGAUGAGAAGAACUGUGAUGAGAAGGACAGUGAUGAGAAGAACAGUAUCGAAGUCAUCUCUGCCGUCGAUAAUGCACACAUUGAAGUCUCUUGCAGUGACGAGACAGUAGAUGCCACCAUCAUAAAAAUCUCUGGUGAUGGUAGACUCGUACCAUCUGAAUCUCUGGAGCUGCCCUAA
This is a messenger RNA of Bacillus rossius redtenbacheri, 495 nucleotides long. RefSeq lists its product as uncharacterized. Bases 1 to 495 code for a protein of 164 amino acids. The transcript is spliced from 3 exons. The record is from RefSeq and is a predicted model, not a curated record. NCBI's taxonomy places the organism in Eukaryota, Metazoa, Arthropoda, Insecta, Phasmatodea, Bacillidae.